Messenger RNA from Adineta steineri, 1182 nucleotides. The record is from the annotation of a GenBank genome assembly. NCBI's taxonomy places the organism in Eukaryota, Metazoa, Rotifera, Eurotatoria, Adinetida, Adinetidae.
AUGGCUCGUUAUUUCUUAUUUUUUGUUACGAUUACUUUUAUUUUAAUCGUUUCAAAUGAUUGCUUAUCACCAAUUAUUUUCAUUCCAGGAAGUUUUUGCAGCUUGCUUGAAGUACGUAUAAAUACAACGUUACAACCAAGUUGUCCUCAAUCAUUAGAUAAUAAAUGGAUACUUCUUUGGUUAAAUCUUCGUUUAUUCGAGCCAAGUUAUUUAUCUUGUUAUCAUAAUAUAUUCAGAUUUAAUUAUAAUUCUUCAUCAAAUUCAUUUGAAAAUCCACUUGGUGUUGAAACACGUAUUAUUGUAAAUUCAAUAAAUGGAUCAUUUCUCGAUGGUCUUCUUUGGGAAUAUAUUCAACUGGAUAAAUUUCUUUUUCAUUUUGUUACAAAACAUAAAUAUAUCGAUGGUCAAAAUAUGCAUUCAGUUCCAUAUGAUUUUCGACGUGGAACAAAUAAAACAUUAUUUGUAUUUAAUAAUGAUUUAAAAGAAUUAAUUGAAUCAACAUAUAUUCGAAAUAUGAAUAAAAGUGUUUAUUUAAUUAGUCAUAGUACAGGUGGUUCAAUGGUUUUAUAUUUUCUUUCUCAACAAUUACAAACAUGGAAAAAUCAAUAUAUUAAUAGUUGGAUAUCUUUAAGUGGAAAUAUUGCAGGUGAAGUUGAUAAUAUUGAAAAUUUAGUUCAAGGUUUUCUUUCACCCAUUGUAUCACGUGAGGUUAUUCAAUCAUGGGAUUUUUUUGCUUGGCGUCUACCUGAACCAAUGAUAUAUGGAUCAGAACGAAUUAUUGUAAAAACACCUUCACGAAAUUAUACAUCAUAUGAUAUGUUAGAUUUUUUACAUGAUAUAAAUGCUAAAGAACUUUCUCUUAUUUAUUCUCAAGUAUCAUCAAUUUUAGCAUCAUUACCAGAACCAAAUGUUAAUACAUAUUGUUUUUAUGGAGUAAAUAUUUCAACACCAAUAGGUUAUAUAUCAAAAUCAGAUCGAUUUGAAGAUAAUAAAUUAGAAACUAUUCGUGGAUGGGGUGAUGGAGAACAAGAUGAUACAACAAAUAUGUCAUGUCAAUUAUGGAAUAAAACAAUGGAUAAAAAAUAUAAAUUCAUUUCAAAAGGAUUUCAUCGAAUCAGUCAUACAGAACUUGUUGGAAAUGAUAAAGUUUUAGAAGAAAUUGAUCAAAUUAUUUUUUCAUAG